AGGUGAUUACGCAGCCAAAGAGUUGUGAGUGACGUGAGCCACAGAGAGUUCCAUUACAGUAGGAACACUUUCUCCCCGUUGGCCCAUUCAAAGCCCAUCACCCUGUCUCUUCCUCCUCCUUCUCCCGUUCCUACUAGAACCUUCCUAAUCCUAAUCAAUUCCCUCAAAUUAAACUAGGGUUUAUCUGGGGUUUAGUUUAGUUACUCCUCCCAUUUCCCAAAACCCCAAUACUCAAACCUUCCUAAUUUCUUCUUCUCAUCACCCAAAUGGUUCGCUCCCAUGGCGUUACCCUCGUUAACCGCCUUGCUCGUCGAUCUUUCCGUGAUGCCAACAACUCUGUAUGUCAAGCAGUGUUCCGACAGGGUUAUAGGACAUUGAGCUUUGGGCCUUGCAAUUCAUCUAGAGUUAUUGGUAGUUUUGCCUCCAAUGUUGGAGAUGGUGUUAAUUUGAAGAAUUGUUUGCUAUUGGGAGCGGCAAAUAAAUAUUGGGGGGCAUCUAGAUCAAUUCAUGGCUCGGCAUCAUUGGCAAGAGACUAUUAUGAUGUUCUUGGUGUGAGUAAGAAUGCAAGUUCUGCUGAAAUAAAGAAAGCUUACUAUGGGCUUGCAAAAAAGCUCCAUCCAGAUACAAACAAAGAUGAUCCUGAGGCUGAAAAGAAGUUUCAAGAAGUUUCAAUGGCAUAUGAGAUUUUGAAAGACGAGGAUAGGCGUCAACAAUAUGAUCAGCUUGGCCAUGAUGCUUAUGUAAACCAACAAAGCACUGGUUUCGGAGGUGAAGGUGGCUUUAAUCCUUUCGAGCAGAUAUUCCGUGAUCAUGAUUUUGUCAAGAGCUUCUUCCAUCAGAAUAUUGGUGGCGAGGAUGUGAAGACUUUUAUAGAACUAUCUUUUAUGGAAGCUGUACAAGGGUGCACCAAAACUUUGACAUUUCAAACUGAUCUUCUUUGUAAUGCUUGUGGUGGGAGUGGUGUUCCUCCAGGUACAAGACCUGAAACUUGUAAGCGAUGUAAAGGGUCAGGAGUGUUAUUUGUACAAGCCGGCAUAUUCAAAAUGGAGAGUACUUGUGGCACCUGUAAGGGAACUGGAAAAAUUGUAUCGAAUUUCUGCAAAUCUUGCAGGGGUGCAAAGGUUAUCAAAGGAACGAAGUCAGUCAAGUUGGAUAUUAUGCCUGGGAUAGACAGCAACGAGACCAUAAAGGUAUAUAGAAGUGGUGGAGCAGAUCCUGACGGAGAUCACCCAGGUGAUCUUUAUGUUACUAUCAAGGUUAGAGAAGACCCUGUUUUUCGCAGAGAAGGAUCCGAUAUUCAUGUAGAUGCUGUUUUAAGUAUCACUCAGGCGAUUUUGGGUGGAACUAUUCAAGUCCCUACUCUUUCAGGAGAUGUUGUUCUCAAGGUCCGCCCAGGCACCCAACCUGGUCAGAAAGUGGUUUUGAAAAAGAAAGGGAUCAAGACAAAAAAUUCUUACACAUUUGGGGAUCAAUAUGUUCAUUUUAAUGUCAACAUCCCAACAAACCUGACACAGAGACAACGUGAAUUAAUUGAAGAGUUUGCCAAGGAAGAACAAGAAGAAUUUGAUAAACGGAGAGCUGCUUCAGCUUCUGGUUGAAAACAUUUGCAGAAUCUCCACUAUUUGUUUAUUGCCAAGUCCACCCACUUGCGAUUAGAAGUUUUGUAGUAGCAUUAAAAGUUCAUCUUUUUCCCCCCCUUUAUUUAGUCAUAAGUGAUGUUCAAAAUUCAAUUUUAAAGGAUAGUAUUUAGAAAACAGUUCCCUUAUGCAUAUGCAUCAGUUCAAAUCACAAACUGUAACAUCUUCAUUUUUUUUUCUUCUUCAGGUUCCAAUAUUUGUUAUGACCAUUAAUAUAUUAAUAUAUAUAUAUAUACACACGA
This is a messenger RNA of Cajanus cajan (pigeon pea), 1879 nucleotides long. RefSeq names its product gametophytic factor 2 (gene GFA2). Lineage: Eukaryota; Viridiplantae; Streptophyta; Magnoliopsida; Fabales; Fabaceae. Gene Ontology annotation, molecular function: heat shock protein binding; ATP binding. Gene Ontology annotation, biological process: protein refolding; response to heat. The record is from RefSeq and is a predicted model, not a curated record. Gene Ontology annotation, cellular component: cytoplasm.